CUUCCUUCCUUCCCCAUCUGAGACCACGGCGGACGGGCGGAGGCGAAUGCGACGGCAGCCCUUCUUCCUGAUCUCUCAAGUUUGGUCGCUAUUGAGGGGACCCCGGUGUUGAGGCUGCGUUCUCUGUCUUGGAUUUCACAAUGGCAGCCGGAGGGGCUACUGUCAUGGCCGUCCACAACACGAGUAAAUGGAGGCGACGGCCAUCAGCAUUGGCAAGUCCGUGUUGAGUGGGGCACUCAACUACGCCCAAUCAGCUGUGGCCGAGGAGGUGGCUCUGCAGCUCGGUGUCCAGCGAGACCACUCCUUCAUUUCAGACGAGCUCGAGAUGAUGCGGUGUUUCCUGAUGGCUGCACAUGACGAGCGGGACGACAGCAUGGUGGUGAAGAUCUGGGUGAAGCAAGUCCGCGAUGUGUCCUAUGUUGUCGAGGACUGCCUCAUGGAUUUUGCUCAUACCAUCUCCAGUGCUGCAAUGAAUGCCGCUGAUUAUGCAAGGCUGCUGCGUCAGAAAGCAAAAAUGGAUCUCGUCGAGUUGAUCAAUUGCAAGGAUGGCACACUACGAGUCAUAGCGUUGUGGAGCACAUGUAGUAGUGAUCCAGGGGAGAUAUCCAUCAUCAGAAGUGCUUAUGAAGAUCCCAUUAUACACAAGAAUUUCGAUUGCUUUGCUUGGGUCACAUUGAUGCGUCCCUCCAAUGAGACAGAUUUCAUUCGAAGUAUUCUUAGACAAAUCUAUGUUAAUUCUCUUCAAGAGACAGGACAAGAAGGAAAAACAUUUAUUGGGUCCACAGUUUUGAAGAUGAUGAUGACAACGAAAGAAGAUGGUUUGGCUCAUGAGUUCAAGAGAUAUUUGAACGACAAGAGUUACCUAGUUGUACUCAAUGAAAUACACACCAUUGAAGAGUGGGAUUGCAUUAAAACAUGUUUCCCAAACAACAAGAAAGGAAGCCGAAUCAUAGUAUCCACUGCGCAAGUUGAAGUUGCAAGUUUAUGCAUAGGAGCAGAGGAUGAAGCUCUAGUGCAUAAGAAGUUAUCUGCUGAUCAGUCUCUUUAUGCUUUCUACAGUGAGAUUUCUCAGGAGGGAAGGAAUUCAGCGCAAACAGGGUCCACCUCAUAUGUAGUUUCUACUGGUGUUAACAGCUCUGCACACAAGAACAUCCCCAUGUGCAUGGAAACAAUGGAUAUUCUAGAGGAAUCUCGUCUCAUCGGGAGAGGAAAUGAAAAAGAGGAAAUCCUUAAACUAAUCUUGAACAGAGAGCUCCAGCAAUUUCAUGCGAUCUCCUUGUGGGGAAUGGGUGGUAUUGGAAAAACAACACUAGUGAGAGAUAUCUAUCAAAGCCAAGAGAUUAGUAGCAUGUUUGAUAAGCGAGCUUGUGUCACAGUCAUGCGUCCUUUCAGUUUAGCAACACUCCUCGAGAGCUUAACUAUGCAAGUCAGAGACAAAAAUGAAGAUGAAAAUAAGACGGAUUUAAGGAGUUGUUUAGAAGGAAAGCGAUAUUUGCUUGUUCUUGAUGAUCUGUGGUCCAGAGUAGAGUGGGAUGCUAUAAAAGAGUAUUUGCCAGAAACUGCAGCAAGCUGCAUAAUAGUCACAACAAGGGAAGAGAAUAUUGCAAAGCACUGCUCAAAGGAGGACAGAAACAUAUACAAGCUCAACCAUCUGGAUCCUGAUGAUGCAUAUACCCUCUUCACCAAAAAGGUAUUUAUGAAGACCGUGAAUUUGGAUGCGCAAUAUCCAGAGUUGGUUGAACAAGCAAAACUGAUAUUGAAGAAAUGCGGAGGGCUUCCCCUAGCACUAGUCACCAUAGGUGGCUUCUUGGCAAACCAACCAAAAACUGCUUUUGAAUGGAGAAAAUUGAAUGAGCAUAUUAGUGCUGAGUUGGAGAUGAAUCCAGAACUUGAGACCAUAAAAGCAGUCCUUAUGAAAAGCUAUGAUGGUUUACCCUAUCACCUCAAGGCUUGUUUCUUAUAUCUGGCCAUCUUUCCUGAAGACUACAAGAUUGCACGAAAACGCUUAGUGCGUCGGUGGAUUGCAGAGGGUUACUCAAGUGAGAUUCAUGACAAGUCUAUGGAGGAAGUAUUGGACCAUUACUUCAUGGAACUCAUAAGCAGGAGCAUGAUCCUGCCAUCUCAGCAAUCGGUAUAUAGUAGGAAAGAAAUUGACUCCUGCCAUGUCCAUGAUCUCAUUCGUGAAAUUGUCAUCUCGAAGUCUAUGGAGGAAAGUCUUGUUUUCACAUUGAAGGAAGGUUGCAACUUAAAUAACCAAGGCACAGGUGACCAGUGUGAGUUUGAGAAUAUUGUAGACUUGUCACAUGUACGAUCAUUGACAGUGUUUGGAAAUUGGAGGCCAUUUUACAUUUCUGAUAAGAUGAUGUUGUUACGAGUGCUGGAUUUAGAAGGAAAUUGGGGCCUACUUGAUCAUCAUCUUGAGCGCAUUGGGAAGCUUGUACAUCUUAGAUAUCUUUCUCUAAGGGGACAAGUUGAUAUAUGUCAGCUACCAAAUUCAUUGGGGAACCUGAGACAACUCCAAACACUAGAUAUUUCAGGUACGAGCAUAAGAAAGCUACCAAGGACCAUCAUGAAGCUAGUGAAGAUGCAACACAUUCUUGGACCGGGUCAUUUUGAAGCACUGAAAGAUAUACAAAAUCUUACGCGGUUGCGCAAGUUAGGAGUGACUGGUAUCAAUAAGAGGAACGGUCAAGAGUUGUGCUCAGCAAUAGCUCAUCUCAGCUGCCUUGAAUCAUUGUCAUUGCACUCACGGAUAGUGACAGGUUUCUUAGAUUGCUUGGAUGGCCUGUCCUCACCUCCAGAAAACCUACAGAGCCUCAAGUUGUACGGCUACCUUGCUGAGCUACCGCAGUGGACCCAGGGGUUAAGAAAACUCGUGAAUCUGAAGCUAGAGAACUCGAGGAUAUGGGGACAUUAUACGGCCAUACAAAUUCUUGGUAAUCUACCAAACUUGGUCACCCUACGUCUAUUGUCUAACUCGUUCUUUGGUGAAGAGGUCCAUUUAAGUUUCCGUCGGGAGGCAUUCCCGAGCCUGAAGGUGCUGCAGCUGCAUUGUAUACAAAAGCUCAAAUCGGUGGAAUUUGAAGAAGGGGUGGCUCCUAAGCUUGAGGUGCUGCAGUAUUCUGCUGGGUGGCGUCCCAGUGUUGGGUUGUUCUCUGGGUUACCAUAUCUCCCAAGCCUCAAACAAUUUAUGCUGAAUAGGAAGGACUGGAAGACCUCUGAGUUGGUGGAGUACUUGCUAGGCCAGCUCGCAGGCAAUAAAAACACGCCCGUUUUAAAGAGUUGGGACUGGAAUCAGAAGCGGAAGUACUAG
Triticum dicoccoides is the source of this 3313-nucleotide messenger RNA. RefSeq names its product disease resistance protein Pik-2-like. Gene Ontology annotation, biological process: defense response to other organism. The coding region runs from base 188 to 3313 and encodes 1041 amino acids. Lineage: Eukaryota; Viridiplantae; Streptophyta; Magnoliopsida; Poales; Poaceae. The record is from RefSeq and is a predicted model, not a curated record. The transcript has 9 exons. Gene Ontology annotation, molecular function: ADP binding.